UUUUUUUUUCAGAAUCUUUGUCAAUAGAAGCUUGCAUUUAGAAAAUAUUAAGUUCUAUGGAUUUGACAUGGAUUAUACGCUUGCCGAGUACAAGUCUCCCCAGUAUGAAACUCUUGGCUUUAAUCUGGUUAAGGAGAGAUUAGUGGAAUUGGGUUAUCCACAAGAAAUACUUUGCUUUGAAUAUGACCCUUCAUUUCCUGUAAGAGGAUUGUGGUUCGAUACCCUUUAUGGAAAUCUAUUGAAAGUUGAUGCCUAUGGUAAUAUACUUGUCUGUGUUCAUGGAUUCCAAUUUUUAAAGAACUCUCAGAUAUAUGAGUUAUAUCCAAACAAAUUUCUUCAAUUGGAUGAAUCACGUGUAUAUAUUUUGAACACUUUGUUUAAUUUGCCUGAAACCCACCUGCUAGCCUGCUUAGUUGAUUUCUUCACUAAUUCAACACAGUACACAAGAGAUAAAACUGGCGUCACAUGUGGUGAUCUUUUUAUGUCAUUCAAAUCAAUCUUCCAAGAUGUAAGAAAUGCUGUAGAUUGGGUUCAUAUAAAAGGAGACCUGAAAUCACAGACAACCAAAAAUCUGGACCUAUAUGUAAAAAAAGAUGAGAGGUUACCAAUGUUCCUGACUAGGAUAAGGGACAGUGGUGCUAAAGUAUUCCUUCUCACUAAUUCAGACUACUGCUUCACUGAUAAAAUCAUGACCUACCUCUUCGAUUUCCCACAUGGUGCCAGGCCCGACGAACCUCACAGAAACUGGAAAACAUAUUUUGAUGUAAUUGUUGUUGAUGCUAGCAAGCCUCUGUUCUUCGGUGAAGGAACCUUAAUGAGACAAGUGAACACAACAACAGGGGCUCUUCGUAUUGGUUCGCAUACAGGACCUCUUCAAAAAGAACAAGUCUACUCAGGAGGAUCUUGUGAUGUCUUUACUAAACUGAUAGGUGCAAAAGGCAAGGAUGUUCUUUACGUAGGUGAUCACAUUUUUGGUGAUAUUCUUAAAUCAAAGAAAAUUCGAGGUUGGAGGACAUUCCUUAUCGUACCCGAAUUGGUCCAAGAACUCCACGUUUGGACUGAUAAAUGUCAGCUAUUCACUGAAUUGCAAGCACUCGAUGUUAUGUUAGGUGAAACAUACAAAAACCUUGACUCCAGUACAAAAGAGAAACCAGAUAUUUCUAACCUGAGAACUAGUAUCAGGGAAGUUACCCACAAAAUGGACCUCGCUUACGGUAUGAUGGGUUCACUCUUCCGAUCUGGUUCCAGGCAGACUUUUUUCUCUUCCCAGGUCGUUCGUUAUGCUGAUUUGUAUGCUGCCACAUUUCUAAAUCUUAUCUACUAUCCGUUCAGUUACAUGUUCCGAGCUCCUGCUAUGCUUAUGCCACACGAAUCUACAGUUGCUCAUGAACAGAGGUUCGUCAUGGAAAGUCCGAUGAUAUCCAGAUCAAGGACUUACAAUAUUUUGGAAGAUGAAAAGGCUAUUAAGGAAAAAGAAGCUAAAAAGGUGCUUAUUUUUUUCCAGCAGGAGCAGGACCGAGUUAGUAAUCAGGUACCUCACAUGAGGCCGGUCACUCCUCGCUCAUUAACUCACAAUCAUGAUGAAGACUAUAGCGAUGAAGAAAGCGACAAAAAUUCAGCUGAAGAGAAAGCAUAG
This is a messenger RNA of Nezara viridula (southern green stink bug), 1636 nucleotides long. The record is from the annotation of a GenBank genome assembly. NCBI's taxonomy places the organism in Eukaryota, Metazoa, Arthropoda, Insecta, Hemiptera, Pentatomidae.